UGAAAGAGACAACCAGCUGGAGAUGCAGCGGAGGAGCAUCACCGCCGGCGCCUUCGCCCAUGUCGUGCUCGUGCGGCUGCUUCUGCUGUGCUGCUCGUGGCGGAUUGCAGCCGCGGCGCCAAGAACCGAUCCGCUCGAAGCGGGGGCCUUGAACGCGAUCCUGGGGAGAUGGGGCAAGACGGCGUCGCCGGAGUGGAACGUCAGCGGCGAGCUCUGCAGCGGCGUCGCCGCCGACCUCUCCAACUGGGACAACUACCCCAACCUCAACCCUUUCAUCAAGUGCGACUGCCACUACAACAACGGGACCCUCUGCCACAUCACCAAGCUGAGGGUAAUUAAGUUGGACGUUGUUGGUCCAAUACCUUCGGAGCUGCAGAAUCUCACCUAUCUAGAGGACCUGAACCUGGGUUAUAAUUACUUGACUGGUCCCAUGCCAUCAUUCAUUGGAAAAUUCACUUUCAUGAAAUAUCUGGCCAUGCCUUUCAAUCCACUAUCUGGACCACUUCCGAAGGAACUUGGCAACUUGACCAAUCUUUUGUCCUUGGGUAUUAGCUAUUGUAAUUUUACUGGUGAACUUCCUGAAGAACUUGGCAACAUGACUAAUCUUAAGCAGUUGUACAUUGAUGGUUCAGGAUUCAGCGGUCCAUUCCCUUCAACGUUCUUUAAACUUAAGAACCUAAACAUCUUGAGGGCAUCAGACAAUGAAUUCACUGGGAAAAUACCAGAUUAUCUGGGGAUCAUGCCUACAUUGGAAGAUAUGGCUUUCCAAGGUAACUCUUUUGAAGGACCGAUCCCAGCAAGUUUCUCCAAUCUAACCAAAUUAAAAAACUUGAGGAUUGGUGAUAUUACAAAUGGAAGCUCAUCAUUGGCGUUUAUCAGUAAUAUGACAUCUUUGGGGAACCUAAUAUUAAGGAACUGCAGGAUAUCUGAUAAUAUUGGACCAAUAGAUUUUUCAAAGUUUACAACAUUAAUCUUGCUGGACUUGAGCUUUAAUAAUAUCACAGGUCAAGUUCCUCAAUCUAUCCUGAAUCUAGGAAUGCUUGAAUUUCUGUUUCUUGGGAACAAUAGCCUUACAGGAAGGUUGCCAGUUGUUAUAAGCCCUUCAUUAAAAACAAUAGAUUUAUCCUACAACCUGCUCACUGGAAGCUUUCCUCCUUGGACUACUAAGAACAACUUGCAAUUGAAUUUGGUCGCAAACAACUUUGUUCUUGGUAGCACCAACAACAGUAUUCUACCUUUAGGAUUAAACUGCCUCCAGCAAGACACUCCAUGUUUCCGUGGAUCUCCAGAGUAUUAUUCCUUUGCCAUUGACUGUGGUAGUAAUAGAUCUACUAGAGGCUCAGAUGAUACUAUUUACGAAGCAGAUCCUACAAUCCUUGGGGCUGGAUCAUAUUUUGUUACUGGUCAAAAAAGGUGGGGUGUCAGCAAUGUAGGAAAAUUCGACCAGGCCACAAAUGGAAUGGACAUAAUAUAUAGCUCAGAGCAUUUUCAGAAUACAGUCGAUUCAAAAUUAUUUGAAACUGCACGAAUGUCAGCAUCAUCUCUGAGAUAUUAUGGCCUUGGACUUGAGAAUGGAAAUUACACUGUUCUGCUUCAAUUUGCAGAGUUUGCUUUUCCAGAUUCUCAAGGUUGGCAAAGCUUAGGCAAGAGAAUUUUCGACAUAUAUGUCCAGGGUGCCCUGAAAGAAAAGGAUUUCGAUAUAAAGAAGAUUGCAGGUGGAAAAUCUUUUACUGUAGUCAAUAGGAGUUACACAGCAACUGUGUCAAAAAACUUUCUUGAGAUCCAUCUCUUUUGGGCUGGAAAGGGCACUUGUUGCGUACCUACUCAAGGUUACUAUGGGCCAAUGAUCUCAGCAUUAAGCGUCACUCCUCAAUUUACUCCAACUGUGCGAAAUGGUGUGCCCAAAAGAGGAAACAAAGCAGGCAUAAUUUCUGGAGUGCUUAUUGGUUCAUUAGUUUUCGGAUUAGCAGCUUUAUUUGGAAUAUUUAUAUUGGUAAAGAAGCGGAGAGCAAUGGCACAGCAGAGAGAAGAAUUGUACAACCUAGUUGGACGGCCUGAUGUUUUUAGCAAUGCUGAACUCAAGCUAGCUACAGACAAUUUCAGUUCCAAAAACAUUCUUGGGGAAGGUGGAUAUGGGCCAGUGUAUAAGGGUAAGCUACCUGAUGGAAGAGUUAUAGCUGUGAAACAGCUUUCCCAAUCAUCCCAUCAGGGGAAAAGCCAAUUUAUAACCGAGGUUACAACAAUUUCUUCUGUGCAACACCGGAAUCUUGUGAAAUUGCAUGGCUUCUGCAUAGACAACAACACACCCUUGCUAGUUUAUGAGUACCUUGAAAAUGGAAGCCUAGAUCAAGCACUCUUCGGAAACAGCAACUCAAAACUGGACUGGGCAACCCGCUUUGAGAUUAUUUUAGGCAUUGCAAGAGGCCUCACUUAUCUCCACGAGGAGUCAAAUGUGCGCAUCGUGCAUAGGGACAUCAAAGCCAGCAAUGUCCUACUUGACAAGGAUCUCACCCCAAAGAUCUCUGACUUUGGGCUGGCCAAACUCUACGAUGAGAAGCAAACUCAUGUGAGCACCAGAAUUGCAGGCACAUUUGGCUAUCUGGCUCCGGAAUAUGCUAUGCGAGGUCGUUUGACAGAAAAGGCUGAUGUUUUUGCAUUCGGGGUGGUCAUGUUGGAGACCCUCGCUGGUCGAGCGAAUACCAACAACUCCCUUGAGGAAAACAAAAUAUAUCUCUCUGAGUGGGCCUGGGCCCUGUAUGAGAAAGAACAACCUCUUGGAAUUGUUGACCCAAGUCUCCAGGAAUAUGACAGGGAUGAAGCUUUCAGAGUCAUACGCGUUGCGCUGCUCUGCACACAGGGCUCGCCGCACCAGCGACCAGCAAUGUCGAAGGUCGUGGCGAUGCUCACCGGAGAAGCUGAGGUAGCCGAGGUGGUGACGAAGCCGAGCUACAUCACUGAGUGGCAGCUGAGGGAUAUGAACAGAAACUAUGACACGGCCAGCUACUCAGGAUCCACUACCCAUGAGUUCAGCAGCCAGAACGAGAUUGAACCACUCACCUAGUCUCCAACGAUCACUGGAGCUAGUCUCAGUGAAAGGGGGAUGUAAACCUGAAUUGCCCUGGUGAUAGAUCUUGGGUUGAGGUGCCAACGUUGGACGCUAUAAAAUUGUGAGUCGAUUUUGGUCAUAUCAUACCUGCUUGGUGAUGAACACUUUGUGUAAAUGCAGUGACGAUUAAUUUGUGUUGACACAAGUUGUUUUUUUUUUAUGAUUUUGUAAUGGUUUACAUUACGUUACAUAUAUUAUAGCUGCGCUAAUUUGAGUC
Oryza brachyantha (malo sina) is the source of this 3323-nucleotide messenger RNA. RefSeq names its product probable LRR receptor-like serine/threonine-protein kinase At1g56130. The transcript is spliced from 24 exons. Gene Ontology annotation, molecular function: protein kinase activity; protein binding; ATP binding. Gene Ontology annotation, biological process: protein phosphorylation. NCBI's taxonomy places the organism in Eukaryota, Viridiplantae, Streptophyta, Magnoliopsida, Poales, Poaceae. The coding region runs from base 23 to 3061 and encodes 1012 amino acids. The record is from RefSeq and is a predicted model, not a curated record.